Molecule: messenger RNA, 782 nt
Organism: Raphanus sativus (radish)
Lineage: Eukaryota; Viridiplantae; Streptophyta; Magnoliopsida; Brassicales; Brassicaceae
Product: vegetative cell wall protein gp1
Exons: 1
Coding region: 98-640 (180 amino acids)
Source: RefSeq, a predicted model, not a curated record
ACUAACUUUUCAGUUUAUUAUCAUCUCUCUAGAUCUCUCUCGCCUCUCUACUAAACCCUAUCGAGAUCUGCAGAGAAACAAACUUGAAAUUUCGAAAAUGAAGCUCGGAGGAACCACCAUCAUUGCGGCGGCUCUGCUAAUGCUUGUGCUCGUCUCCGGCGAGAUUUCGACUAAAUCCUCACCUGCUCCAGCACCGGAUCUACCCGGCGACGCUGUAGAUUCGCCUCCGAUCCGCGCACCUGCUCCGGAACUUGGAUCUCCUCCGUCUGUUAACUCGCCUUCACCGGCGGAAUCUCCGAUCCACUACUCUUCUCCACCGGAGCCCGAACACUCUCCAUCUCAUUCUCCGUCGGACUCUCCUUCAACCUCCCCGCCGAUGCCAGAUGAUCACUCAACCACUCCCUCUCCGUCUCCGUCUACCGAACCUAGCGAUGUAAUAAACCACAGCGACAUUACUGGAGUGGAAGAGAAGAAAUCAUCCGGAGGAGGUGGUGGAAUGAGCGGCGGGACGAAGGCGGGGGUGGCGUUUGGGACGAUAGCGGCGGUGUGUGUGGUUGGAUUAGCAGGGUUUGUGUACAAGAAACGGCAGGAUAAUAUUCGCAGAUCUCGCUACGGUUACGCCGCCAGAGAUAUUCUUUAAUCUGUGUGAGAAAGAUCCAGCGAGGCUUGGCUUGGCUUGAUUUAAUUUUUUUUUUUCUUGUCACUUUCGAAUUCAAAUCAUUUAUUGAUAUACUAUCGUUGAAGAAGUACGUCGUAUGCUAUAAUCCAUCCUUUGAAGUUGA